Molecule: messenger RNA, 1321 nt
Organism: Syngnathus typhle (broad-nosed pipefish)
Lineage: Eukaryota; Metazoa; Chordata; Actinopteri; Syngnathiformes; Syngnathidae
Exons: 3
Coding region: 51-689 (212 amino acids)
Biological process (GO): positive regulation of T cell proliferation; B cell costimulation; positive regulation of B cell proliferation
Cellular component (GO): external side of plasma membrane
Molecular function (GO): signaling receptor activity
Source: RefSeq, a predicted model, not a curated record
ACGUCUGCAAGGCACUCUGUUUUAUUUUCAUAUAAAAGUGGCUGCCUUCUAUGAGGUCUCACAGUUUUUCUCUUCCCAUUAGUAAAAAAAAAAAAAAUACUCCUAUUGCAGCUAUGACCAAGAAUUGUCCUCUUGGCAAAAAAUGGGACAACGUUGUCAAUGAUUGUAUAAGUUUAAAGGUGUUGGAAACCGGACCUGAACCUCCAACAGAGGUGAUGCCAGUUUUUGUUCAAAGCACAUCAGCCCCACCAAUUUCUCUGAUUCCAAUACUGUGGAUUGUGCUGGUUCUGAUCACUCUGGGGUCCAUUAUGGCUUUGGCUCUCUGGUUCAUCAUAUACAGACGUCAGAGGAGACCCAGUAGAACCUCAGAAGAAGUGGAGUCUGAACCUGAGCAUCCCCAAAAAAUAGAGCCGCCCGUUGAAAGUCACUUGUCCCCUUCAGCAUCACCAGCCUUUUCAGCCUGUGCCCACCUAUACCACCAGGGACCCCACAACACCUCAAAAUGGGACGACGACUUUGUCAAUUGCAGGGGGACCUCAAAAUGUCAGAAGGGAACUCGCGGAGAGGAAACAGACCAUGCUGAGGAGAUUGGAGUGCUGCUACUAUGCAAUGCCAUGAGAGAGCACAGACUUCCACUUCCUGCCACAGAACUUGGUGGCACGGCAUUGGUUACAACCAAAACUAUGUAGAUUCUAUUUCAACUUCAUACAUCUUUCUCGCUGGGAUUCUGUUGCAAUCACAUUAACUGCCACAGUAGGCAUCCAGAAAUUGACCGAUUCUGUUAGUGGCAUCUUUAAACAUGACAUUAUGUUUAAGUGCCCGACAAUUCUGCCUAGCAACAGCGUGGAUACGCUGCUUAACCCGGUUGAUGAAUUCAGUUUAAUUUGCGACAUUUAAAAAUAAAACCCAACGGAUUUUCAUCCUUUCUGCAAUUUAUAACAUUGCAAAUAGAUCACAUAGAAUGUUUGGUGCCUUAUCAAUAUCUGUGAUAGAAGAAUAUCACCGAUAAGAGGUCACUACCGCAUAACAAAAGUGCACUUAACCCUUCUUUGUGUGUUUGGAGUUUUAGGAAGAAGUUUUGCUUUUGACUCAUGUGGCUGUGAAUAUUUAAAUAUACAACACUUGCAUCUUUCAGAACCUGUUAAUGAAUACUAGGAAAUACUAAAGUCAAGUAUUUUGCACACAAGUGAUUAUUCCAUCCCUUUGUCGAAUGCUCAAUCCGUGCAGACAAUGUGGUGCAAAUACAAAACAUAUUAGCGCAUCACUUAUUAGAUUAGCAUCCCCAUGUUGUGUUCUUUAAAUAAAGGCAGUGUUCAUAUCA